CGAUUCCUCCGCCAUCUUAUCGUUCGUUCUCACCCUUGUGACGAAAGGUUCGUUCGUUUAGUCGCGUUUUGCCUCGGCGAAAAAAUGCGACACGACAAACACGCAAAGUGUGAGUAAAACGAACAGACCUUUCCGACAACUUCAUGUGUCAUUCGAAGAGAUUUUAGCGCCACUGGUGGGCGACUCUGGGUACUCCCUGGUGCUUGAAGGUGUAAUUUUGCUGUCGCUUACAAACACGCCGUACAUUAGGCUGUAAUUUUUUUUAUAUUUUACACUCCACGUUAUGCUCAUACGCAUUGAAGUACAGUUGACAGGAAAAAAAUAAAUACGUCGUGUAACACUUACGGAAUAUAAAAGGAAUGGCAACUAUGGGUGAGCCUCUCACUUUAGCGAGAGAUGUCAAAAGGUCUAUAGAGUUAUUAGACAAAUUACAAAAGGGUGGGGAGGUUCCCACGACAAAGUUAGCAGCAUUGCAGAAAGUGUUGCAAAGUGAUUUUCUUAGUGCAGUACGAGAGGUAUAUGAGCAUGUAUAUGAGACUGUUGACAUUCAGGGUUCACAGGAUGUGCGUGCAUCCGCUACUGCAAAAGCAACUGUUGCUGCUUUUGCUGCCAGUGAAGGUCAUGCACAUCCACGAGUAGUAGAAUUGCCAAAAACCGAGGAAGGACUUGGUUUCAAUGUAAUGGGAGGUAAAGAACAAAACUCACCAAUUUAUAUAUCUCGCAUUAUUCCUGGUGGAGUUGCUGAUAGACAUGGUGGUUUAAAACGUGGAGAUCAACUUUUAUCUGUCAACGGAGUGUGCGUUGAAGGUGAAAAUCAUGAAAAAGCUGUAGAAUUACUGAAGCAGGCGCAAAAUUCUGUGAAACUGGUGGUUCGAUACACUCCACGUGUUCUAGAAGAGAUGGAACUCCGUUUUGAUAAACAGAGGGCUGCUCGUAGACGCCAACAUAUGCAAUAAAUAAGAUAGGUGCAAAAUACUUCAUUAUAUCCAGCAAAUAACUAUCAAUUAUUGUAUUCACAUGUAUCAACUGUGUAUACUAUACAGUUAUGAUUAGACUCAGAGAUAUAUCAUUUUAAUAUGAUUGUAUUCAUGUUUCCCCUAUUCAUCAAUAAAUAUAUCUCAUCUCUGUUCA
Molecule: messenger RNA, 1131 nt
Organism: Harpegnathos saltator (Jerdon's jumping ant)
Lineage: Eukaryota; Metazoa; Arthropoda; Insecta; Hymenoptera; Formicidae
Gene: veli
Product: L27 and PDZ_signaling domain-containing protein veli
Exons: 6
Coding region: 360-956 (198 amino acids)
Molecular function (GO): protein binding
Source: RefSeq, a predicted model, not a curated record